Caretta caretta (loggerhead turtle) is the source of this 625-nucleotide messenger RNA. It is a transcript of the gene POLR2K, whose product is annotated as RNA polymerase II, I and III subunit K. Lineage: Eukaryota; Metazoa; Chordata; Testudines; Cheloniidae. Gene Ontology annotation, biological process: DNA-templated transcription. Gene Ontology annotation, cellular component: RNA polymerase I complex; RNA polymerase III complex; RNA polymerase II, core complex. The record is from RefSeq and is a predicted model, not a curated record. Gene Ontology annotation, molecular function: DNA binding; zinc ion binding.
GGCGGGCGCUCCGCAGAGGAGCGUGGUGGAAGUGGUGUAGGGUCCCGGAUCUGGCCCUGGGAAGACACAGGCCACCACACCGAAGGCACAUAGGAUGCACAGAGGUCAAGCCAAUUUGUGGUACAGUACUUUCGCCGGAGUCUCACCCAUGCGGCAGGUGUCUUCACAACACAGUCGUGCCCCCAUGACGCGUGUCUGAGCGUAUCACCCUGCCUGGCUGCGUUCAUAUCCGUGUGUUCUUGGGCAGCUACUGGCGGGGCUGGUUUGCUUACAGAACACGCAUUGACAAGAACAUGGAUUCCCAAAAGGAUGUUCAGCCUCCAAAGCAACAGCCAAUGAUUUACAUUUGUGGAGAAUGUCAUACAGAAAAUGAAAUAAAAGCAAGAGAUCCGAUCAGGUGUCGAGAAUGUGGGUACAGAAUAAUGUACAAGAAGAGAACAAAAAGAUUGGUUGUCUUUGAUGCCCGGUAAUGUGAAUUCAAGAGGUAGCUGUUUUGACCUGGUUCAUUUUAGUACACUGAUAACUUUGGUUUGAAUACACAUCUGCUCUGGACAAAUAUAUACUUUUUCAUUCUGAUAUCAGUUGUAAAUUAUUCAAGUAGUUAAAUAAAGUUUUUAAUAUCAAA